CGCAGACUUCCUCCUCCUCCUCCUCCUCCUCGUCCCCGUCCCCGUCCUGCUCCUCGUCCUGCUCCCCGUCCUGCCGCCGCUGCCGCCCGGCCCGGCGCCCGCCGCCGCGCCAUGCCCCGGGGCUGCUGAGGGGACACCAGGAGCGCCGGCAUGCAGAGCAUCAAGUGCGUGGUGGUGGGUGACGGGGCGGUGGGCAAGACCUGCCUGCUCAUCUGCUACACCACCAACGCCUUCCCCAAGGAGUACAUCCCCACCGUGUUCGACAACUACAGCGCCCAGAACACGGUGGACGGCAGGACUAUAAACUUAAACCUGUGGGACACGGCCGGCCAGGAGGAGUACGACCGCCUGCGGACGCUUUCCUACCCCCAGACCAACGUCUUCAUCAUCUGCUUCUCCAUCGCCAGCCCGCCCUCCUACGAGAACGUCAAGCACAAGUGGUACCCCGAGGUGUGCCACCACUGCCCCAGCGUGCCCAUCCUCCUCGUGGGCACCAAGAAGGAUCUGAGGAACAACCCCGAGACCAUGAAGCGGCUCAAGGAGCAGAACCAGGCGCCCAUCACCACCCAGCAGGGCAUCAGCCUCUCCAAGCAGAUCCGCGCCGUCAAGUACCUGGAGUGCUCGGCGCUCAACCAGGAGGGCAUCAAGGAUGUGUUCACCGAGGCCGUGCGGGCCGUGCUCAACCCCGCCCCGGCCAAGCCCAAGCGGCCCUGCGUGCUCUUGUGAUGGGGCUGCCGAGGGACGAUGCUGCCCUGCCCCGUGCCCCGUGCCCCCCACAGCCCCUGCCCCCAGCACCGCCGUGCCUCCCCAGCCUCGGUGGGAGCCCAGCCUCCAGCUUUAAUAAUACAGACCUUGUUUGCACUAACUG
Molecule: messenger RNA, 868 nt
Organism: Zonotrichia leucophrys gambelii
Lineage: Eukaryota; Metazoa; Chordata; Aves; Passeriformes; Passerellidae
Gene: RHOG
Product: ras homolog family member G
Exons: 2
Coding region: 151-726 (191 amino acids)
Biological process (GO): cell chemotaxis; Rac protein signal transduction; establishment or maintenance of cell polarity
Cellular component (GO): cytoskeleton; cell projection; cytoplasmic vesicle
Molecular function (GO): protein kinase binding; GTP binding; GTPase activity
Source: RefSeq, a predicted model, not a curated record